Messenger RNA from Paraglomus occultum, 840 nucleotides. NCBI's taxonomy places the organism in Eukaryota, Fungi, Glomeromycota, Glomeromycetes, Paraglomerales, Paraglomeraceae. The record is from the annotation of a GenBank genome assembly.
AUGAUAUUGAAUAGACUAGCGUCAACGUUUAAUGGAGUGGCCAGACUAUAUAACCCAAAAAUACUCAAUAUAGCCCCGCAUCUUACACGGACAGCUCUGCGUAGAACACCUCUCCUAUUGAAUAAGAGAUCAUUCUCUUCAACUUCAAUUGCCUACCAAGCUGCUGAAUCUUCAUCACCCGCCCAAAACCCAGAAACCGACACCAAAUCUCUGCAUGAAUAUGGCAAAUAUCUGCUGUCUAUGCUCCCCAAAUACAUUCAACAGUACUCGGUCUAUAAAGACGAACUAACAAUCUACAUAGCCCCAUCCUCUCUCAUCCCCGUAAUGACGUUCUUACGCGAUCACACCGGAUGUCAAUUUAAACAAGUUCAAGACAUUUGUGGAGUUGAUUAUCCCACUCGCUCGAAUCGUUUCGAAGUAGUUUAUAAUAUGUUGAGUGUUCAUUACAACGCUCGGAUCAGAGUAAAAACAUAUACUGAUGAAGUAACACCUGUGCCGUCUAUCGUUAGUCUAUUUGAUGGUGCAAAUUGGUUCGAGCGAGAGGCGUACGAUAUGUACGGAAUAUUCUUUGUCGAUCACCCGGACUUGAGAAGAAUUUUGACAGACUAUGGUUUCGAGGGACAUCCAAUGAGGAAGGAUUUCCCUCUGACAGGAUAUGUAGAAGUUAGAUAUGACGAGGAGAAGAAAAGAGUUGUGGCUGAGCCAUUGGAGAUGACGCAGGCAUUUAGGAAUUUUGAAGGGGCGGCUUCGCCUUGGGAACAGACUGGUCCUGGACAGGACAAUCGUCCUGAAUCAUUUAAACUGGAAAAUCUUCUGCCCAAGCCAGAGACAAAGAAAUAA